AUGGAACGGCUCACUCCAUUAGGACUCAUCAUUUCUCUCUUUCUUUUCUUCCCUAUUGCCACAUCCUUGCCUACGUCAGGAAGGCUCAGGACCUACAUCAUCCACAUGGAUAUAUCGGCAAUGCCUGGUGCCUUUUCGAGCCAUCAUGAUUGGUACAUGUCAACCCUUUCAUCCCUGUCAUCACCAGACGGCUUUUCCCCAUUGCAUCUCUACACUUACAACCAUGUAAUGGAUGGGUUUAGCGCUGUGUUAUCCCAAGCCCACCUUGACCAACUUCACGAAUUAUCUGGUCAUCUUGCUACAUAUCCUGAAACAUUUGGGCACCUCCAUACCACACGUGCUCCUACCUUUCUUGGGUUGAAGAAACAUUCUGGGCUAUGGCCUGCGGGUGGAUUUGGUGAGGACAUGAUCAUUGGAGUCCUUGACUCUGGCAUCUGGCCCGAAAGCGAGAGCUUUAAUGAUGAAGGUUUGCCGCCGGUGCCAACGAGAUGGCGUGGUGCAUGUGAAACUGGUACUGAAUUCAAUGCAUCUUACUGCAACAGGAAGCUGAUUGGGGCACGAUCCUUCAGCAAAGGCAUGCAGCAGGAAAAACAGAAUAUAUCAAAAACAAAUGACUAUGAUUCACCGAGGGACUUUCUAGGUCAUGGUAGCCACACAUCGUCCAUAGCAGCGGGCAGCAGUGCGGUUGCUGCUGAAUAUUUUGGAUAUGCCAAAGGAAAAGCUAUAGGAAUGGCACCAAAGGCUAGAAUUGCCAUGUACAAAGUUCUGUUCUUUGAUGAAAGUUAUGAUGCUGCAGCAACAGAUGUACUGGCUGGCUUGGAUCAAGCUAUAGAGGAUGGUGUGGAUGUCCUGUCCCUGUCUUUGGGGUUCAUUGAGACUCCGUUUGAUGAAAACCCUAUUGCAAUUGGAGCAUUCGCAGCUUUGAAGAAAGGGAUAUUUGUUUCAUGCUCUGCUGGCAAUAAUGGCCCUCAUGCAUAUACCAUUCUCAAUGGGGCUCCCUGGAUCACUACCGUCGGUGCUGGAACCAUCGAUCGGGAAUUUGCAGCUCAUGUCACGUUUGGUGAUGGAGAGUUAACCGUAACAGGAAAAUCUGUAUAUCCAGAAAACUUGUUUGUUUCGGACAUUCCUAUAUACUUUGGACAUGGAAACCGAUCCAAAGAACUUUGUAACUCUCUCGACCCCAAAGAAGUUGCUGGAAAAUACAUAUUUUGUGAUCUCGACUCCAGCGGCCAAACUAAUGCCUAUGCACAAAUAUACGAAAUGGACACAGCUGGAGCUGCUGGAGCUAUCUUUAGCUCGUCCGAGGGGCCGUUUUUCCGACCCACAGAUUUCUUCAAGCCCUUUGUGUUGGUAAACCCGAAAUAUGGGGAUUUGGUAAAACAUUAUAUAAUCAAUUCCAAGAAUGCAAAAGUGAGUAUCAGGUUUCAAACAACCCUCUUGGGUACUAAGCCAGCUCCUCAAGUGGCUUACUUUUCAUCUCGAGGACCUGAUAGAAAAUCACCGUGGAUACUGAAACCCGAUAUUUUGGCUCCUGGAGUCGACAUUUUAGCUGCUUGGGUCCCCAACAGAGGCUUUGCACCGAUCGAUGACGAUGAUUAUUUGCUAACAGAUUACGCUCUCGAAUCUGGAACAUCCAUGUCAUGCCCCCAUGCGGCUGGCAUAGCCACACUGCUUAAAGCUGCCCACCGCGACUGGAGUUCAGCAGCCAUCCGAUCAGCAAUGAUGACAACAGCUGAAGUUUUCGACAAUGGCAAUGGCCGUAUCAUUGACAUGACCACAGGAGUUGCUGGGACACCUCUUGAUUUCGGAGCAGGGCACAUAAAUCCUAACAAAGCCAUGGACCCUGGCCUUGUCUACGAUAUCGAGAUUCAAGACUACAUCAACUACCUUUGUGGGUUAAACUACACUAGCAAACAGAUCCGAACCAUCACGGGAAUGCGUCAGUUUAACUGUGAUAGUGCUACCCUGGAUCUUAAUUAUCCAUCAUUCAUCAUUCUCUUGAACAACACUAACACAACCAGCACCACCUUCCAAAGGGAACUCACAAAUGUAGCAGAAGGUAGCUCGGUUUAUCGAGCGGUUGUGAGGGCUCCUUCAGGCAUGAAAGCUGUAGUGCAACCUGAAACAAUUACCUUUGCAGGAAAAUACAGUAAAGCCAAGUUCCAACUCACAGUGGAGAUUGAUGUGGGAGUUGGAAGUAUCCCUGAAAGCGAUUACUUUGGGAAUUAUGGAUUUCUGAGCUGGUACGAGGUCAAUGGGAAACAUCAAGUUACAAGUCCAAUCAUUUCAGCAUUCGCACCUUGA
This is a messenger RNA of Gossypium arboreum, 2304 nucleotides long. RefSeq names its product subtilisin-like protease SBT3. The record is from RefSeq and is a predicted model, not a curated record. The coding region runs from base 1 to 2304 and encodes 767 amino acids. The transcript has a single exon. Lineage: Eukaryota; Viridiplantae; Streptophyta; Magnoliopsida; Malvales; Malvaceae. Gene Ontology annotation, molecular function: serine-type endopeptidase activity. Gene Ontology annotation, biological process: proteolysis.